AUGAUAUUGGGCAACAAGGUUGCGACUGCGUCAUUUGACCAGCUGGCUGCAGGUGGUAUCAGAAUAAUUUACAACCAACCGGAGAAAAAGUUUGCACAACAUACCGCUUUCAACGACCACAGAAGUAUUCUUCAAGAAGAUAUAAAAUAUGUAUAUAGUCAACCUCAAGGGAAUUAUUCGCAACAUACAUUUUCAAGUGAACGCAAAUUUGGUAAAGAUUAUGGAAAAUUAUUCAAAUGUUCAUCAUGCGAUCGAACUUUCACAUCGAGAUCAGGAUUGUGGUACCAUGUACAACUUGUUCACGAAGUACAAAAUUAUCCAUGUGAUCAAUGUUCAAGGACUUUCAGAUUAAAACAAUACCUUAUUGCACAUGUCCAACAAAUUCAUGAAAAAAGAUUAGUGAAAUGUGAAGAUUGUGGGGCAACGUUUUCUUCGUUGGGCAGUUUAAAGAAACAUGAGAAAAGUAUACAUGGAGGCAAAUUAUUUGACUGUCCUUCCUGCGACCGUUCCUUCACUUCUAGAUCCGGUUUAUGGUACCAUAUUCAUCUCGUCCAUGAUGUACAAUCAUUUCAAUGUGAUGUAUGCUCUAGGACAUUCGCAUUACGAGUCUAUCUUCACGCUCAUGUACAGCAAGUUCAUGGCAAGAGAAUGGUUAAAUGUGAACAAUGUGGUCACUUCUUCUUAUCCGGGAGCACUUUCAGAAGACAUCAAGAAACUCAGCACAAAGGUAUGAAAAUUACACCAAAUCAUCAUUAUAACUCCCCAAUUGAUCGGAAACCUUCUACAAGUGGAUCAAAACCCGCCGUAGGUCGACUAAUAUUUAAAUGCGCCAACUGUAACAAAUCUUUUGCUUCGAGAUCUGAUGUUGCUAUGCACUAUAGACGUGUUCAUGCAGGUAAAUUAAUUAAAUGUGCUGAAUGUGAUCGAACAUUCAUAUCGAAAUCUAAAUUACGAAGUCAUGUACGCGUAGCUCAUCCUGACGAUGAUGAAGAAGAAGAAAUAGUAGAGGAAGGCAGAGUGAAAGAAGAAGAAGACGACGAUGACGUCGACGAAGAGGAAGGUGAAGAAAUAAAGACACCGGUUAGAAAACCUCCUACUAAAACUCUUACUAUAUUUCUUUUCCGUACAAAUAAAAAUCUUCGUGUUCAAAAUCCACCGGUUACAUAA
Heterobilharzia americana is the source of this 1167-nucleotide messenger RNA. The record is from the annotation of a GenBank genome assembly. Lineage: Eukaryota; Metazoa; Platyhelminthes; Trematoda; Strigeidida; Schistosomatidae.